Molecule: messenger RNA, 8418 nt
Organism: Micropterus salmoides (largemouth bass)
Lineage: Eukaryota; Metazoa; Chordata; Actinopteri; Centrarchiformes; Centrarchidae
Product: vacuolar protein sorting-associated protein 13C-like
Biological process (GO): protein retention in Golgi apparatus; protein targeting to vacuole; mitochondrion organization
Cellular component (GO): extrinsic component of membrane
Source: RefSeq, a predicted model, not a curated record
AUGGUCUUCGAGUCUGUGGUCCGACCUGCUCAACAAGUUCAUCGGGACUACGUGGAGAACCUUGACAAGUCCCAGCUCAAGAUCGGGAUCUGGGGAGGAAAUGUUGUACUCGAGAACCUAAAAGUGAAGGAGAAUGCUUUGAGUGAGUUUGACGUUCCGUUCAAAGUGAAGGCCGGACAGAUCGGGAAGCUGACGCUGAAGAUUCCCUGGAAGAAUCUUUACAAUGAAGCCGUGGUGGCCACGUUGGACGGUCUGUACCUGCUGGUCGUCCCUGGAGCCACGUUAAAGUUUGAUGCAGGGAAGGAGGAGCGUUACCAGCAGGAGAUGAAGCAGAGAGAGCUGCAGCACAUCGAGGAGGCACUGCAAACGGCUGCACGCCGAGCGUCUCAAACUGGAGAUCUGCUGUACGGUCUGGAGAGUGUUGUGUACAAGGAGCCUCACAACGUCCCAAAAGGAUUUAAAAAACACAAAAAGUCUAAAAAAGGCUUGAAGAAGUUGAAACGACACGACAACAAAGCAGAGAAACCUCAGGAGGAGAAGAAGGACACGUUUGUGGAGAAGAUGGCGACUCAGGUGAUCAAAAACCUGCAGGUUAAGAUCAGCAGCAUCCACCUGCGCUACGAGGAUGACCUGUCAGACCCACAGCGCCCCCUGUCUGUGGGAGUAACACUGUCAGAGCUCAGCCUGCAGACCACUGACGAGAACUGGAAGUCGUGUAUCCUGAACGAAGCGGCAAAGAUCAUCUAUAAGCUCGGCCGUCUGGACUGUCUGUGCGCCUACUGGAACGUUAACAGUCCCAUCUUUUACAAAGGAUCAUGGGAAACUAUCGUGGAUCAGCUGAAGUCUGGGAUCAGCACCAAAGACCGGGAGCUUCCUCACUAUCAGUACAUUUUUAAGCCGAUCUUUGCUUCGGCUAAAACGUGCAUCAACCCGAACGCUGAGCUGGAACUGAAAACUCCAAAAGCAAAUCUUCACCUGGAGGUUCAGAACAUCGCCAUAGAGAUGACCAAACCACAGUACCUGAGCAUGGUGGAGGUGCUGGAGUCCAUCGACUGCAUGGUAAAAAACGCCCCCUACAGGAAGUUCAAACCUGAUGUCAACGUCCACAUGAAUGCCAAACUCUGGUGGAGGUACGCCUUCAACAGCAUCAUGGAGGUCCACAUCAGACGCUACAGUCGCAUGUGGUCCUGGUCCAACAUCAAACAGCACAGAGAGCACCUGAAAGUCUACAAGAGUGCCUAUAAGACUAAACUGUUGAGCCAGAACAAGCCGAACCAAGACACAGAACGACAGGUCCAGGACCUGGAGAAAGUCCUGGAUGUCUUCAACAUCACUUUAGCCCGGCAGCAGGCCCAGAUGGAGGUGAUCAGGUCCGGACAGAAGGUGGUGGGGAAGAAGGCACCAGGGGGGCAGAAGCAGGGAGGAGGUUUCUUCAGCAGCUUAUUUGGUAGAAAGGCCAAGAAGGAGGAGGCGGAGCCAGAGGAGUGCAAGGACACAGAAAGUUCAGGUUUGGACGAGCUCAUCACGGCCGAGGAGAAAGAAAAACUCUACACUGCAAUCGGCUACAGCGGCAGCUCUCACAACCUGGCUUUACCCAAACAGUAUGUCGCCGUGGUCGUCACCUUCCAGCUGUUCAGGACCUCAGUGACGGUCCGAGAGCUGCCAGACAUCCCAGAGAUCCUCAAAGUCCAGAUGAUUGACCUCAGCACCAAAAUCUCUCAGAGACCUGGAGCUCAGGCCUUAAGGGUGGAGGUAGCGCUGGAGCACUGGUAUGUUACAGGUUUACAGCAGCAGGGGGCGGUACCUUCGCUCAUUGCCUCAGUAGGAGACUCCUCGUCCUCUCUGCUCAGCGUGGCGUUUGAGGUAAACCCACAGGAGAGCGCCGCCGACCAGCUGCUCAGAGUCCACUCUCAGCCUGUGGAGAUCAUCUACGACGCGCUGACGGUGAACAGUCUGGCCGACUUCUUUAAGACGGGGAAAGGUUUGGAUCUGGAGGUCCUGACCUCGGCCACGCUCUCCAAACUGGAGGAGAUCAAAGAGAAAACCGCUACAGGCUUGUCUCACAUUAUUGAAACCAGGAAGGUCCUGGACCUGAGGAUCGAUCUGAAGCCAUCCUACCUGCUGGUACCAAAGUCCGGUUUCUACAGCGAAACGUCAGACCUCAUCAUCAUAGACUUCGGCAGCUUACAAUUGAACAGUGUUGAGCAGAGCGGUCUCAGUUCGUCUCCGUCCUCCUUCUCCUCUUUGGAGGAAAUCAUGGAUCGAGCCUAUGAGAGAUACAACGUGGAGCUACGACGAGUCCAGGUGCUCUACAGCAAGUCAGGUGAGGCCUGGAAGUCAGCCCGGCUGCAGGGUUCAUCAGUCCAACACAUCCUCCAGCCAAUGGACUUCACUGUCCAGCUGGCCAAGUGUAUGGUGGAGAAGGACGCCAGGAUGCCCGGGUUAAAGGUGUCUGGGGAGCUGCCGCUACUGCAUGUUAAGAUCUCAGACCAGAAGAUAAAGAACGUUCUUGAACUGGUGGACAGCAUCCCGCUGCCCAGCAGGGGCUCCACCCCCUCCACCCCCACAGAGAAGGUGCUCUCGUUGGCGGAGGCCCGACCACGAGCGCUGAGCCUUCACCCCUCCCUCCUCAACACCAUGGAAACAGAUUCGGAUGAAGACACCAGUGAGAAGUCAACGGACGAGGAUCACCAGCGCUCGGCUCUGGAGGAGCUCACGGACCUUCACUUCAAGUUUGAAAUCAAAGAGGUGCUGUUGGAGCUAACCCGGCAGGUGGACCAGGAGAAGACCAUCCUGUCCUUAAGCGUCUGUGAGCUGGGAGCUGAAGGGAAGAGUCGGAGCUUCGACCUGAGGGUCUCCUCAUACCUGCGCAGAGUCACCCUGGACUACUGCGACGUACCAGACGGCAGGAAUCAUCCUCUCCACCUGAUCAGCUCCUCAGAGCAGCAGGGCUCCAACUUGCUGAAGGUGGAUUUCAUGAAGGCUGACCCCAGCGGCCCCAGCUUCCAGACUCUGUUCAACAACACGGAGCAAACACUGAAGGUGGAGUUCACCUCUCUGGACUUCCUGCUUCACACCAAAGCUCUGCUGUCAACCAUCAACUUCCUGAACAGCGCCGUGCCGCCGCAAUUCACCGCCGCUCGAGACCAAGACGCCCAAAAAAAGGUGGAGAAGACCGGAGCGGGCCGGACAGUGUCUAAAGGAAGCAAAGAUGGCGGCGUUUUCAGCUUCAAGCUGUUUGCAGUGUUGGGUUGUUUCCACGUGGAGGUGUGUGACGAUCGCUGCAGCAUCGCUGAUAUCAGAGUCCAAGGAAUCGAUGCGUCGGUGUUGGUGCAGGCGAAGGAGACGGAGGUGUUCGCUCGACUCCGAGACAUCUUGGUCACAGACGUCAGCCCCAAAACUGUCCACAGAAAGGCGGUGUCCAUCAUGGGUGAGGAGGUGUUCAGCUUCAAACUCUCCUUGUUUCCGGGGGCAACGGAGGGGGAGGGUUACAGCGACACGACAAAGGUGGACGGGAAGGUCACGAUGCGUCUGGGCUGCAUCCAGAUCAUCUACCUGCACAAGUUCCUCAUGUCGCUGCUGAUGUUCAUCGAUAACUUCCAGACGGCUAAAGAAGCUCUGAGCGCCGCCACAGCUCAGGCGGCGGAGAAGGCGGCGUCCAGAGUUCGGGGCUUCGCCCAGAAGAGUUUCCGUCUGUCCAUGGACAUCAAGCUGAAGGCACCGCUCAUCAUCAUCCCGCAGUCCUCCACCUCCCAUAAUGCCGUGGUGGCGGAUCUGGGUCUGAUCACGGUGGGGAACAGCUUCUCCCUGCUGCCGGCUGAAGGCUUCUGUCUGCCGGCGGUGGUGGAGAAGAUGGACAUCAAGCUGACUCAGCUGAAACUCUCCAGAACCACGCUGAAACAAGACUCCUCUCAGCCUGACUUUGAGAUCCUCCAGCCAAUCAACUUACAGCUGCUCGUCACCAGGAACCUGGCUGCUUCCUGGUUCACCAAGUUUCCUGGAGUCCAGGUCCAGGGGGUCCUGCGGUCCCUCAACAUGAGUCUGGGCGAGGAAGACCUCGGGGUGCUGAUGAUGGUCCUGGUGGAGAACAUCGGGGAGGGGAGUAAAGAGCACAGCAUGGAUGUCAAAAGACAGGUGGCUCAAGAGAAGGCGGAGCUUGCUCAGCAGCCGGUGGAGAUGGUAUCGUUACAGACGGGAUCAGCUUUGGCCGCCACCACCACCAUGAGCCUGACUGAAAACACCGUCAACGUUCUCCUCAAUUUUGAAAUCAAAGAGGUGCUGCUGACCCUAAAGAAGCCCAGAGAGCAGAAGGAGUCACCUUUCCUGGUCUUUCAUGUCGCUCACCUGGGCAUCAACACCGAAGUCAGGAAGUACGACAUGUGUGCCACGACGUACAUCAACAAGAUCACCAUGAAGUGCCUGGAGUUCGAAGACUCCAGCGGCGAGCCGUUGUGUCUCAUCAGCUCCUCGGUAGAGUCUGGAGCUGAACUGCUCAAAGUGCAGUAUUUCAAGGCCGACCGCUCGGGGCCGAACUUCUGCACAGUGCACAAGAACACGGAACAGAUGAUCAACGUAACCUUCACCUCUCUGGACCUCAUGCUCCACACUGAGGCUCUGCUGUCAGCCAUCAACUUUCUGUCGAUUGCGCUGUCGUCCAGCAGCGUGACGUCUCCAGAGAAGGAGAUCAGACCGAGGACAGAGGACAAGACGGUCUCCACCAAGUCCACUGCCCUGGUGUCACCGGCAGACAGCGAGGUCAUCGACCUGAAGGUGACGAUGACGCUGGGAGCCUUCAACGUCCUGGUCUGCGACCAAAGCUGCAACAUGGCUGACAUCAAGAUCCAAGGUCUUAAUGGCUCUCUGCUGGUGCAAGGACCACAAACUGACAUAUCGGCCCGCUUGAGAGACUUCAUCGUCCUCAACGUUGAUCCCAGAAGCAUCCACAAGAAGGCCAUCUCCAUCGUGGGUGAUGAGGUGUUCAGCUUCACCAUGAGUCUGACGCCCAACGCCACAGAGGGCGCCGGCUACGCCGACACCUCCAAAACCGACGGCAGGGUGAAGCUGAACGUGGGCUGCAUCCAGGUGGUUUACCUGCACAAGUUCAUCGUGUCUCUGCUGAACUUCGCCAACAACUUCCAGAUGGCUAAAGAAGCUCUGAGCGCCGCCACAGCUCAGGCGGCGGAGAAGGCGGCGUCCAGCGUUCGAGACUUUGCGCAGAAGAGUUUCCGUCUGGCCAUGGACAUCAAGCUGAAGGCUCCGCUCAUCGUCAUCCCCCAGUCCUCCACCUCCCAUGAUGCACUUGUGAUGGACCUGGGUCUGAUCACGGUGGGAAACAGCUUCUCUCUGCUACCCGUCGAUGGAUGCCCGCUGCCGGCCGUCAUCGACAACAUGGACGUCCAGUUGACGCAACUCAAACUCUCCAGGACCCUUAUGGACCCGGCGACGUGUCGACCCUGCAGUGAGCUUCUGGAACCGGUAAACCUGAACCUGAACAUUAAGAGGAACCUGGCUGCUUCCUGGUACAAGAAGAUGGUCGCUGUGGAGGUCGAUGGACAUCUGAAGCCCAUGAAGGUGGAGCUGAGCCAGGACGACCUGACGGUGCUGCUCAGGAUCCUGAUGGAGAAUCUGGGAGAGGCUGGUGGUCUGGAGCCUCCCGCCCCGAGACAGGAGGCCAGCGUGCAGCUCCGGGCGGCCGGAGGCCCCCUUUCAGGGGAUGCUGGGAAGCCCGCUGGAAGCAGUGACGAAGAGGAGGACGAAGCUGUGGAGACCAUGAAGUUUAACUUCACCAUCGAGUCUCUUGGUCUGAUUCUGUACAGCAAUGACCCAAAACAGCCGUUGGACCUGCAGCACCAGAAGAACCUGAGACUGGGCGAGUUCGCGCUCCACCUGCUGAAGACUUCAGGGAAGAUCCUGGCCAACGGCAGCAUGGAGGUGUCCACUGUCCUCAGCGCCUGCACGCUGGACGACAUGAGGACAGGCAUGGACAGGGUGACCUCACGCAUGGUGGGGCGGAGAGACGAGGAGAGCUCCGAGGCCAUGGUGGAGGUGACGUAUCGACAGAGUGCUGCAGAACGGGAGGUGGUGGCUGUCCUGCAGAAACUCUACCUGUGUGCCAGCGUGGAGUUUCUGAUGGCCGUCGCAGAUUUCUUUCUGCAGGCUCUGCCACAGAGUUCCACUCGGACCACCGCCUCUGCACCGAGCGACAGACUGCCACUGAGACAGACUGCCGAGCCGCGAGCCGACGCCAAGACCGUCUCGAUGGUCAGGACUCGUCUUCGGGCGGUGGUGGUGGACCCAGAGGUGGUGUUUGUAGCCAGCCUGAUGAAAGCGGACGCCCCCGCUCUCGUGGCCUCAUUUCAGUGUGACUUGACCCUGCAGGCCGAGGAGGACGCUACCCAGAACAUGAGAGCCAACCUGAGGGAGCUGAAAGUCCUGGCCUGCCCGUUCAUCCAAAACAAGAAGGACAAGGCUGUUACCACUGUGUUGAGACCCUGCUCACUCGCCCUGGAAACCAAAACCCACGCUAACCAAGGACUGAGCGGCUCUGUGAUGGUGGAGGAAGUCAUUAUCAAGAUCUCACCGUUCAUCCUCAACACGGUGAUGACAAUAACAGCCGCCAUGACGGCAAAGCAGUGUGACGAGCAGAGUCAGGAGUUAAGGCCGGGCGUCGACGACCUCUGGUCGGUCAUGAACAUCUACGGCUGUAAUUUCUGGUUCCUGGGGGUGGACCAGGCUGCCGAGGUCACCGAGAACUUCAGAGAGCAGGACGGACACAACGAGGGCGAGAGCUUUGCUGCAGAGGUCAAGGUGGUCCAGGUGACUCUGGAGUCCGGUUUGGGUCAUCGGACCGUCCCUCUGCUGCUGGCCGAGUCCUCCUUCAAUGGAUCGGCCAAAAACUGGUCGUCUCUGCUGCAGCUGACAGCCGACAUGACGCUGGAGGUUAACUACUUUAAUGAGCUUCAUGCAGUGUGGGAGCCUCUGAUCGAACGAGUUGACAGUGGCAAACGCAGAUGGAACCUGCAGCUCGAGAUGAAGAACAACCCGGUCCAGGACAAGAGUCCCGUUCACGGAGACGACUUCGUCAUUCUUCCUGAACCUCGCACAGCCAUCAGCAUCUGCUCCAAAGACACCAUGAACAUCACCGUCUCCCAGUGCAGCCUCAACGUCUUGUACAACCUCGCCAAGGUGUUCUCAGAGGGCACAGCCUCCACCUUCGACUCCUCUUUGAAAGAGAAAGCCCCCUUCACCAUCAGAAACUCUCUUGGGAUUCCUCUCAUCGUGCAGCACAGCAGCAACCUGAGGCCGGUGGGGUCAUCAGCGCAGGGACGGAUACAUGAGCUGUCCGUGGAUCAGAGCAUGGACCUGGAGUACUCUGUGUUCGAGCCGUCAUCACGGGGCAAACUGUCAGCUCUGCAGCGGCAAGAGAGCUGCCUGUUCCACCUCACCAUCGUUCCCUCCGGAUACAGCGAGAUCUCCAACAUCGCUGUAGACAAACCGGGUCGACGUCUCUACAACAUCCGUAGUCCGUUGAUACCGGAGGCGGUCUCUGUGCUGCUGCAGAUCGACGCUGCAGAGGGCAACAAGGUCAUCACUGUCCGUUCGCCGCUGCAGAUAAAGAAUCACUUCUCUGUGCCGUUCACCAUCCUGAUGUACUGUCCAAAGUCCAGGAGCCUGCAGAGCGUCGGACAGGCCGAACCUGAGAAAGAGUUUCACAUCGCCUUAGAAACAUACAGAUGUCAGCUGUUUGUACGUCCGGCGGGUCGUCUGGAGGCUCAGUACGGUCCGUCCUCCACCUGCGUGGCGUGGAAGGAGCAGGUGCACCGCAGCUCGGAGGUGCGUUCGGUGCUGCAGUGUCCGGCGGCCGACAGCAGCCUGCUGCCGCUGAUGGUCAGCACGCUGGCUGUCCCCGACGACCUGCGACACAUCGCCAGCCACGGAGAGGAAGACUGGUACCCCGCCUACGUCAUCCACCUCCACCCUGUGGCCACGCUACGCAACCUGCUGCCCUACACCGUCCGCUACUUGAUGGAGAACUCAGCAGACACUUAUGAGCUUCAGGAAGGAAGCACGUCGGACCUCCUGAACGCUCGUGUCUCAGGUGAGAUCAUGUCGUUGGUGCUGAUGAGGUAUCAGGGCCGCGACUGGCACGGACAUCUUCGUGUCGAACAGGAAAUGCCGGAGUUCUUUGCCGUGUGUCUCACGUGUGACUCGGACACCAACGUGACGGUGGAUGUGAGCGUUCACGUGACGAGGACGGCGAGCCGCCUGCUGCUGUCACUCUUCAGCCCGUACUGGAUCAUCAACAAAACUUCUCGAGUGCUGCAGUACAGAGCAGAGGACGUCAGCUUCAAACACCCGGCCGACUGCCGCAUCUUCCUGUUCUCUUUCAGGAAAAAGAACCUCUUCAGCAAGAACAAG